This is a messenger RNA of Elgaria multicarinata webbii, 2433 nucleotides long. Its product is annotated as haloacid dehalogenase-like hydrolase domain-containing 5. The record is from RefSeq and is a predicted model, not a curated record. Gene Ontology annotation, biological process: glycerophospholipid biosynthetic process. The transcript has 8 exons. The coding region runs from base 1 to 1380 and encodes 459 amino acids. Gene Ontology annotation, cellular component: mitochondrion. NCBI's taxonomy places the organism in Eukaryota, Metazoa, Chordata, Lepidosauria, Squamata, Anguidae.
AUGCGGGGGGUGCUGCCGCUUCUCUGCCGGCCUCUCCGAAGAGCUGCGGCCGCGGGACCUCCGGGGCUGGACGGGCUCUGCAGCGAAGCCUCGGCUGCUGCUGCUGCUGCUGCUGCUGCUUCCGGAAGGAGCGACGCGGCCACUCAGCUCAGUGUACAACCUACCUUUGGCUUUCUGUUUGACAUUGAUGGAGUAUUAGUACGAGGCAAGACACCAAUUCCUGCUGCAAGAAAAGCCUUUCAAAAACUACUUAAUUCUCAGGGAGAGUUUUUGGUGCCUGUAGUAUUUGUCACUAAUGCAGGAAACUGCCUUCGUCAGAAGAAAGCGGACCAACUAUCUCAUAUUCUUGAAGUGCCAAUCUCCCAAGACCAAGUCAUGAUGUCCCACAGUCCUUUGCGAAUGUUCAGACGCUACCAUGAUAAACGUGUCCUUGUGUCCGGACAAGGGCCACUUCUUGAUAUUGCUAAGCAUCUUGGGUUUUGUCAGCCUAUUACAAUUGACAGACUGCGAGAAACCUAUCCCUUAUUGGACAUGGUCGAUCAUGACAGAAGACCUAAAGCUUCGCAUCCACCUGUAGUGGACUUUCCCAAGAUUGAGGCAAUUGUUUUGUUUGGUGAACCAGUGAGAUGGGAAACAAACCUGCAGUUGAUAAUAGAUGUCCUUUUGACAAGUGGCUAUCCUGGGAAUCCAUAUCCUCAGGGAACCUACCCACAUAUUCCUGUGUUGGCUUGUAAUAUGGAUCUGAUGUGGGCAGCUGAAGCCCAGUCUCCAAGGUUUGGGCAUGGAACAUUCAUGGUCUGUUUGGAAAAUAUUUACAAAAAGAUCACUGGCAAAGAGCUGAAAUAUGAGGCUUUGAUGGGAAAACCUAGUGAACUGACCUAUCAUUAUGCAGAGUACCUGAUCAGGAUACAAGCAGCUACAAAGCAAUGGAAAAAGCCUAUUCAAACUCUGUAUGCCAUUGGGGAUAACCUAAUGACAGAUAUUUAUGGUGCUAAUCUUUACAAUCGCUACCUUGAGGAGAAGAGCUCUAGAAGAAGUUCCAAGGCACGUAUCCAAGCCAAAGUCGCUGGUGGCACAAGCUCUGCCACGGUCUCUCAGGAAGAGGAGCUUGAGAACACUUGGGAAAGUGAACUAGCAUCUGCUACUGCCACAAGCUGUAGGUCUGUCCUUGUUUGCACAGGAGUUUUCAACCCUCACACAGAGGUGCCCUUUGAUACAAGGGAGAGCAUAACUGAGACUGUGUUUCAUGGGCACCGAGAUUUCAGGUUUGAUCCUGCUUUAGUAGAACCAGACCACAUUGUGCCAGAUGUUGAUGCUGCUGUUGACCUAAUCUUCCAGCUGGAAAACUUUGCACCAAAUGGAGAUUGCAGAACUUCCUAAUUACCUCUUUUAACACUGAAAUUCUGAAAAACAAACAGGGGCACUUAGUAUCAACUACUUCGUAACAUGUCUUUGUUCUUACGUGUAACACCUCUAAUACACUCCGAAUUUUUCUAACAACAUUUCCUUUGAUACCGUAAUACUUCCCAUGCUCUGACUUCUUUUAGCAGCCAAUAUUCUAUUAUGAGUUGUGCUUUUUGUAUGAAGUCUUUUCUGUAUGUUAACUUUACUACUCAGUGUAAAGGUUUCAAAGAGCUCUGAAUAGCGAGGAGGAGCAUUCCACGUGUUCAACAGUCCGAAAACAAGCUUGUUGGAACAGACAUUGUUUCAAUUGCAUUUUAAAGGUUUACUCCUAAGGGAUCACAGUGUUCCCCUCUGUAGCAUCCUGGUUUUUUUUUUUUCUUGCUGCUGUUCCCAUUCAGAGUCCCCUUGACUCUCUGUCUUUCCUUCUGUUUCCUUUAUUGAAAGAAGAUAUGGAGCAUUGUGACGUGCGCUCCAGGUGUACCAUGAAAGUAGUAUUUUUUGACAGCCUUCUUUGGAUUUCAGUUUGAACUCAGUUAACAGAAUUUAUAAUCAAACUGAAGGGCAAAGUGCCCUUGAGUACAAUCCACCAAGCAUAGGUUUAUGCAAAGAUCUAUGCAUUUAAGUCGAUGAGAUUUGAGCAAGAGCAGGCAAGAUUUUGCUCAAAUCCCAGUCACUUGAAAGAGCUUCCUGGAAGAAUUUCUGCUAGACUUUGCCCCUUGUCUGUCUGAGUUCCUCGUUAAGUCAUAAGUACACUGAAGUUUUAUUAUUAAUCAUUCUGGUGUGUCUCUUGCACGGAACUGCAGAAUGCCCAACAGCUGUUUGAGCUACUGGUUUUAGCCUAACUCCAAACUGCAAUUGCAAUAAUGCACCCUUGAUUCUAUAUGCUAGCGAAGUGUCCAUCCCCACCUCCUCUAAGUGUCUGUCUGUUUUUUAAGGGUUAUAUAUCUCAUGGAUGUAAACUUUUAAAUAAUAACUUAUUUUAUGUGUUACCGGUUUUAUGAAACGUGUUGUUUAACCCAAAGAAGCCUG